Menidia menidia (Atlantic silverside) is the source of this 1555-nucleotide messenger RNA. NCBI's taxonomy places the organism in Eukaryota, Metazoa, Chordata, Actinopteri, Atheriniformes, Atherinopsidae. The record is from the annotation of a GenBank genome assembly.
AUCAUAUGACUUCAGUCGAUGAAAAUGAAAACUGUAUGCUGCUGGCUAGAAAAUUUGCUGUUCAUUUUGACUUUUAAAGUGUGUUUUAACAAAUGUUUUCAACUGACUGAGCUGCAGUCGCUGGUGGAGGACGGCCAUUUUUGUUGUUUACCAACAGCCUUUCUUUGGUAUGAAAUAUACCAGCAGGUAUGUACGCUCUGUGCUGGGACGACCCUCAACAGCACGCCGGUGGGGAGGUUUUGCUCUUCUUCCGCUGGACGGAUAGACGGCCGGUGCUGUUUGAGGAAUAACAGCACAGAAGACCCUGAAGACGUCAUCGGGUUGGAUCUGUCCAAUUGCUCGCUAAGUCAUAUCGAUGACCUUCACGGUGCAUACACAGUGUUGAUGAUAGACCUCUCAUUCAAUCCCAUUGUCAACAUCAGUGACACAGCUUUUCAAGGAUUUCGUGACCUGAAUUACAUGAUUUUACCGCAAGAUAUCGUGUGCCCUGGGGGGAAUGCUUCUUGGCAAAAAGUGGAAGUCACAGAGGGAAAGCGUCUUUGUGAAGGCCAAAAAAACAUGUGCAACCAAAGCAGACAGCUGUCCAUAAACUGCCCGGAAAAUUCCCUCUGCGCUCCCUUUGGCCCUGGUUUGGUCGAGUGCAGCUGUGCAGAGAACUACCACGGAUACAAGUGUCUGCGAGAGGGGGACUUUCCAACUAUUCAGGUGUUUGGGCCUCUGGCUGCAUCCACAGUCGUGAUCUCCAUCCUGUUGUGGGUCACAGAGAGACGCAAGGCCAAAUCUAUCUGAGGCCGACUGCUUUUAAACUGACUGGAGCAGACGUUCUUCCAAAGGGACUAUACUGACAGGGCCGGGGGCGACCCCGCUCUUCUUAUUAGAUAUUUUAUGCAUGUUACACUUUUUGAAAGGCAGCUGCAUCUUACUGAAGGGAACUUUUAAAAACUGACUUUACAAUAUCGCUUACUUUUUAAAAGAACAUUUUAAUAAUUGCUUCAAUUUUAAAACAUGUCCCCGUGUUUUAACUGUUAACAUUUAAUUUCUGUUUCUAAGUGUAGCUGACUGACGGCAUAAUAGUGAACACUGUUGGUAACUGUGCCAAAUACGAACUGAAUGUGUGUGAGUUUACAGAAAUGCUGUGCUUAUGUUCUGAAAACCGCUGCAGAGCACUUGCAUGUCAAACGUGCUUGGUUUUUCAGAAAAAGCACCUUUUAAUCCUAAUGGAAACCACAAAAACUGCAACUUUAACUGAGGGUUAAUGCUGAAUUACAACACUUUAACACUUUUAUUUUGGCGUGGGAUAUAGUUUAACUGCUGUACACAGUUAUUGUGUUGCUAUGUAAUCCAGGGAUGCGUGGAAGAAAAUAUUGAAUGCAGAAAUGCACCUUUUUUGUGGAAUAAUUGUGUUACUUCAAUCACAAGUUGCUUUGGUACUUUGUCACAAUGACUUUUAGGGAUCCAAUAAAAGUUUGAAGAUUUGAUGUUUCAUUAAUAGAACAGUUAUUAGCAAUAACAGUGAGCCAUUAAUUUGCCCCCCAGAGGUCUAAGCUCUAGUUUU